AGGGAGAGAGAGUCUCACUCUUGCUCAGUAGAAGAGGGAAGGAGGGUUUAUGUGUGAGCUCAUGUGGAUGAGAAAUCCUGUGGGAAACGGUCAAAUGACGAGCUAAAAUGGAGAAAAGAGGAAAGGGACGCGAGCUGCUUGUGUUGUGGAUACAGUCGCAGUGAUUUGGGGGUUUUCAAUGGCAGAGAAGAAGUGAGUCAGGGUUGACCAGAGGCCAGCGAAGGAUCACUGUUUGCCCUCAGGAGACUUGAAAAGGAGGAAUGUUGGAGCACAGCUGCAAAGGCAUGAUGGAGAUUUCACUCCAAGGGUGAGAUUCGCAGGUCAACCGCUCUCACCUCGCGCCGAAAACUCAAGAUCAACGAUUGAGGUGAAGGAGUGAAUAAGACAAAACAAUGCUGUGUGGUCUCCGGAGAGACGCCAAGAGCUGCAUCGAUGAUGGGCCGUACUCAAAAGGAAGUAAGCAGUCCGGGGUUGACCAAACACAUUCCUCACAGCGACACAGCCUUUCAGAGGAGCACAGAGGAGUGACCACUGUGGACCUGAUGAAAAGAGAAGGCAGCAGCCUCGGACUCACCAUUUCUGGAGGGUCUGACAAGGAUGGCAAGCCGCGAGUGUCAAACCUAAGGCCAGGUGGACUGGCUGUCAGGAGCGAUCAGUUGAACGUUGGAGACCACAUCAAGUCAGUGAACGGCAUCAACCUGUCUAAGCUCCGACACGAUGAGAUCAUCAGUUUACUGAAGAACAUCGGCGAGCGGGUAGUGCUGGAGGUGGAGUACGAGCUGCCACCACUGGUCCAGACGCCCGCAGGCAUCACAACCAAGACCACUGAUGUGUGUUUGCUCAAAGAGGGAAAUAGUUUCGGGUUUGUCAUCAGAGGUGGUUUCCAUGAGGACUGGCGGAGAUCGCGCCCCCUUGUGGUGGCUCAUGUUAGGCCCGGAGGCCCCGCUGACAGAGAGGGCACGUUGAAGGCUGGCGACAGACUAUUGAGCAUAGACGGGAUGCCUCUAAACAGAGAGAAGCACGCCGAUGCUCUGACCAUGCUGAUGCAGAGCGGCCAAGAGGCUGUGUUCCUGAUUGAGUAUGACGUCUCUGUCAUGGAUGCAGUGCAGAAAGCCUCUGGGCCUCUGAUGGUGGAGAUAGUGAAAGGUCCUGCAGCUUGUUUGGGAAUCAGCCUCACCACAACAAUAUACAGGAACAAACAAGUUAUAAUCAUUGACAAGAUCAAGGCGGCAAGUGUGGUGGAAAGGUGCGGAGCCCUGCACGUCGGUGACAUCCUUCUCUCAAUAGAUGGGACCAACACCGACCACUGCUCGCUGAUGGAGGCUCUGCAGCUACUGGGCAGCUCAUCUGAGGUUGUCAAACUGGAGAUUCUCCCGGCCAGUCAGAGCAGACUUCCUGUCAGGCCACAGGACACUGUGAAAGUGCAGAAGAGCAGCCAUCAUCACUGGGACCAGAGCAGCAACUUCUGCCAUCCCCCACAUGCCAGCCAUGCCAAGACAUGGAGUAGCCCAAGCCACCCACACAACCAGCAGGACCCCUGCAAAUCUCUGGUGAGUGGUGGCUUCUCCCCUUCCUCCACAGCCACCUCGGGCUUCAGCAGUGGGGGGAGCAGCACCCUGCCGUGCCCUGUGGCUCCCACUGCACCCACCAGCCCUCGAACAUCGACAGGGAAGAGGAGGAACAGGAAGAAGGACCACAAGAGCUCAUUAUCCCUGACGUCCAGCUCUGUGGGCCCAGGAGGCCAGGUCUUCCACGUGGAGACCAGCGAGAUCGUCCUGAGGGGGGACCCGCUCACUGGUUUCGGGAUCCAACUGCAGGGGGGAGUGUUUGCCACGGAAACCCUGUCGGCCCCUCCGGUCAUCCGCUUCAUUGAGCCCGACAGUCCGGCCGAAAGGUGUGGACUACUGCAAGUUGGGGACCGAGUCUUGUCCAUCAAUGGGAUCCCAACUGAAGAUGGCACAUUGGAGGAGGCCCAUCAGCUGCUCCGGGACUGUGCCCUCUCCAAUAAGGUUACGGUGGAGAUCGAGUUUGACAUCGCAGAAUCUGUGGUGCCCAGCAGUGGAACCUUCCAUGUCAAACUGCCUGUUAGAAGAGGAGUGGAGCUCGGCAUCACCAUCAGUGCAAGCAAGAAACCUGGCAAACCUCUGAUCAUCUCUGAAAUCCAAAAAGGCAGUAUAGCACACAGAACUGGUACUCUGGAGCCGGGAGACCGACUCCUUGCCAUCGACAGUGUGCGACUUGAGAACUGCACCAUGGAGGACGCCAUGCACGUCCUGCAGCAGGCCGAGGACAUGGUCAAACUCCGAAUCCAAAAGGACGAGGACAACAUUGGUAGCACUGUGACACAAAACAAAUGUCUCGGAAGAGAACUAAAUUCUGCUGUUUACAAUGUAGACGAGCUGGAGAUGUCGGGUUCGAUCAUCUACACGGUUGAGCUGAAGCGUUACAAUGGACCUCUAGGAAUCACAAUUUCUGGGACAGAGGAGCCCUUUGACCCCAUCGUCAUCUCAGGCCUCACCAAGAAAGGUCUUGCGGAGAGGACUGGAGCCAUUCACAUCGGGGACCGUGUCCUGGCCAUUAAUGGGGUCAGUCUGAAAGGAAAACCGCUGAGCGAAGCCAUUCACCUCCUGCAGAUGGCCGGGGAGUCCGUCACCUUGAAGAUAAAGAAGCAAACGGACAAGUCUGAUCGCCGACGUCCUCCCGACAGAGAAGCAGGAUUUCUAAGCGACCCAGAGGACGAGCUGACAGACUACCAGAAGACCUUCAAACAUUCAGAUAUCUACACCGCCACUGUGCCCAGUAUAGACUCUGCACUCAGCUCCUGGGAUGGAUCAGGGUGUGAUGCUGGCUACACAACUCAAGGCACGUUUCCGUAUAAAUCCCCUGAUAUAUUUCUAAACCCAAGCGAGUGGAGACGAACGAAGCACAGGAGUCAGACUAGCUCAAGCUCUGGCGGUCUCGCCCAUCACUCCGCACUGUACAGUGGUGGAUUCCCGGAUGAUGAGUGGGACAAAAUGCCUGGAUUCAUCAGCCCGCCUCGUUGCCGGGAUACUUUAAAGCAGGACGACAGCUUCUGGUCCCAGGCUUUGCAGGACCUGGAGACCUGCGGCCAGUCUGAGAUUCUCAGGGAGCUGGAGGCGUCAAUGACGAGUAGCGCUCUUAGUCUGUAUCUAGAGGAGACCAAGGCCAGUGACGACUCCAUGUUUCCAUCUGAAAUAAGCCCCAUAAAAAGAGAAGAGGCAAACAUCAGAGCCAACAUCAGAAGUAGCCUGAACUCAUCAGCGGGGAGCAGAGAUGCUCCCUCACGGCCGUCUGAUGCUCUGUCACCAACAAACCUGGCUCUGCACAAGGUGACCGUCAUUAAAGACCUUGACACUCGUGACUUCGGCUUCAGUGUGUCUGAUGGCCUUCUGGAGAAGGGUGUCUUUGUCAACAUGAUCCGGCCCGAUGGCCCGGCUGACUGUGCUGGGCUGAAGUCUUUUGACAGGAUUCUUCAGGUGAACCGGAUAAGGACGAGGGAUUUGGACUGCAGUCUGACUGUCCCCCUGAUCAGGGACGCUGGAGACACGCUGGAUUUGGUCAUUAGCAGGAAUCCUCUGGAAACCUCGGUGACCCAGCUGGCUGACAACUGUGGCGACCCUUCAAAAUCACUCUUCUGCUUCUCACAGCACAGGACCAACAGCAUCGCCUUGUGACCACAGCCCCCCCCUUCUGCUCCCUAGGAUUAGUCAACUACCUCCGCGUUGAGGACCACACACACACACACACACACGUGUCAUGCACCAUUUAGUUUGUCACAUUGUACCUCAGAGACCUUCACACUGAUGUCCAGCACGUUGGGCAUCCAUCACAUGCACAAUUAGACUUUCAAGCUGAGGAAAAAUCCAAGCCAAAGCAUCUAGUGCGUUCACAUUUUCAAAGCGCUCGCCGCCGCUGCCUCUGCUGGUUUUAGACACAGUGGUAACAUGAUGUACGGCAGAACAACCCACCUCCCCUCCUGCUCCACAUCAACUGGGUUAUAUAAGAGGGGAGUUGGAGCUUCUAAUGGAGACGUCAACACAUGCACAACUCCACUCAACGGGGGAGUUAAAUAUGGCACUCGCACCCAAGCAGCAUGUUCUCCCUCAACGUUGCUUCAAUGAGCACAAUGUUCACAUAGUUUUGUUUCCUUUGUUUACCUCACACAGGAACUAUUUCUUGGUGCACCACCAACUGCCCCAAAAGUUUUUGCACCGCUUACUAUCCACAAUGUCUUUGCACUUCCUGUUUCUUUUUCAAAUAAAAAGAAACACAUCUAACCUAAAACACAAAACACUGCUUUGACUCUCCUUCACUGAUACACAAGUGUCCCACUGUGACCCCCGAGUCUGUGUUUUAUGGUGUUGUACAGUGCUGGUCAAGUCUGUCUGAAGCUGAGGUCUCCAAAUUUAAGAACCAUUUUCUCUCAAAAGUAUAUGUUUUUCUUCCCCCUAUCAAGCAUGCAUGAAGCGUAACAAGGGUGCACACUUCAAAGGUGUGCAUUAUCAAGACGCUUUAUGGAUACAUAUUUAUUAUUAAGGGUAUAUUUAAUUUUACUGUCAACGCUGUGAUUGUUUUUAAUGACGGCACAUCCUAGCAAUUUUGGGGUUUUGAAAUUGUGUCAGUAACUAAAGUCAAGUGUACUUUUAUUAUUGUUUAUCAUGGAAAUUGUUUCUUUUUAUAG
This is a messenger RNA of Synchiropus splendidus (mandarinfish), 4702 nucleotides long. Its product is annotated as glutamate receptor-interacting protein 2-like. Lineage: Eukaryota; Metazoa; Chordata; Actinopteri; Syngnathiformes; Callionymidae. Gene Ontology annotation, biological process: neurotransmitter receptor transport, endosome to postsynaptic membrane. The coding region runs from base 393 to 3695 and encodes 1100 amino acids. The record is from RefSeq and is a predicted model, not a curated record. Gene Ontology annotation, molecular function: protein binding. The transcript is spliced from 23 exons.